This is a messenger RNA of Symbiodinium natans, 1329 nucleotides long. Lineage: Eukaryota; Dinophyceae; Suessiales; Symbiodiniaceae. The record is from the annotation of a GenBank genome assembly.
AUGUCGAAUGCCAUCGCAAAUGUGGCAAGACUGGCCACUGAUGAGCCAAUGCUCCAGAUCACUGAGCUCGAGCAAAGAGCUGUGACGACUCACAAUGGCAGACUGGCCACUGAGUUGAGUGGAGCCACACAGCGCAUGUCACUGGCAAGUCAGGUGCCUGAAGUGACAAUGGCGAACUGGCCCUUCAAUGUCAGUGAGAGGCCACUGGAUCAUAUCCAGGUUGAACGGCCGCCGGUACUGUUCCAUGGAGGAACUGUCAGGUGGUACUGGGUGUCAAAUGCUGAGUAUCCAACUGUCGAAGGCUACCCCAACCACUGGCAAAGCUUCGCUGAUCUGCGACUGCUGCUCGCAAAGGAACUGGCCAAACUGCGCGAUCUGGUGCAGAGAGCGGCAGAUGAGAAGGAGCUACUGGAGUGCACUGUGCAGGAAGUGCUCACAUCAUGUGGAAUGCACUGCUUCUUCGCUGCGCAGACUGAUGGGACUGAGAGGGUCAGACUGCCUCCAGCUGUCCUCAACCUCCUGUAUGACUGCACUGAUCUGCUGAUGGAUGCUGUUCCAGAAACUGUGGAUCUCUUUCCAUUUGUCAACUGGAGCAGCGAGUAUACGAGGGAGGAAGCUGCACUGUUUGGCAGACUGACAAGUGAGAAUGGUCACCCAACGAGUGUCUUGGAGACACUGGUGGCCAAGCACUGCUGGAUCUGCCUACGCACUGAAGAUGCGGAGACAUUGCUCACGACUGGGCAAUUCUCACUGCAUGGGAUUUACGCUGGACAGUUCAAUCUGUCGAUGAGUGCUCGAGCCGCACUGUGGCGCCGUGGACUGUGGCAGACACAGACCGAGGAGUCCACUGACACUGCUGAGCAGACGUGGACACUGGUGGCGUUUCGGUUCACCACUGUGCAUUUCAUCGAUCUGGUCACUGAAGGCACACUGCGGUUUUUCAAUCGCAGGUACAGUGAUUACAUCGUGACCACUGACCCCGGGCUCACUGAGGUGCCGUUCACACUGAAUGCGCAAGAGCGAGUGUCCGUUCGUCGUUGGACACUGGUCGACUGGGAGCCGAAGGAUCUCUUUGCUCGGUCGACUGCCGCUGACUGGCAUCGCAACUGUCGCCACAUCGUCAUCGGGGCGACUGUUUGGACUGAGGCAACUGCCAUCCAGCUGGGAGAGUUCAUCACUGAUGAGGACCAGCCCACUGGCACAUGGAGGCCAGGAUUCACUGGUGGUGACAAGGCACAGGCCACUGCUCUGACCACUGUGGUCACUGGCCUGAGGCGAGCCAUUGGGACUGACCACCAAGUCUCAAUCACUGUCUCGCCAGCCGAGUGA